Hipposideros armiger (great roundleaf bat) is the source of this 1292-nucleotide messenger RNA. RefSeq names its product high mobility group nucleosomal binding domain 2 (gene HMGN2). The transcript has 6 exons. Gene Ontology annotation, molecular function: nucleosomal DNA binding. Gene Ontology annotation, biological process: chromatin organization. The record is from RefSeq and is a predicted model, not a curated record. Gene Ontology annotation, cellular component: nucleus; chromatin. Lineage: Eukaryota; Metazoa; Chordata; Mammalia; Chiroptera; Hipposideridae. Bases 194 to 466 code for a protein of 90 amino acids.
GGGCCAAUGAGCGGCGGCGGGAGGUGAAAUCCGGUUCUAACCGGUCCGGGGCUCCCAGCGCUAUAAAAACUUUAUAAACCCCCCGGAGCCCGAGCAGUGUGAAGAAGAGGCGAGAACGACCCCCGGACCGACUACAGCUCGCGCGCCGCUGCAUCCCCGCGUCCAGCGUCUACGUUCCGCCGCCGUCGCCAUCAUGCCCAAGAGAAAGGCUGAAGGGGAUGCUAAAGGAGAUAAAGCCAAGGUGAAGGACGAACCACAGAGAAGAUCCGCAAGGUUAUCUGCUAAACCUGCUCCUCCAAAGCCAGAGCCCAAGCCUAAAAAGGCCCCUGCAAAGAAGGGGGAAAAGGUACCCAAAGGGAAAAAGGGGAAAGCUGAUGCUGGCAAGGAUGGGAAUAACCCUGCAGAAAACGGAGAUGCCAAAACAGACCAGGCACAGAAAGCUGAAGGUGCUGGAGAUGCCAAGUGAAGUGUGUGCAUUUUUGAUAACUGUGUACUUCUGGUGACUGUACAGUUUGAAAUACUAUUUUUUAUCAAGUUUUAUAAAAAUGCAGAAUUUUGUUUUACUUUUUUUUUUUUAAGCUAUGUUGUUAGCACACAGAACACUUCAUUGUUGUUUUUUGGGGAAGGACAUAUAUUAUUAAUAGAACGUCUCCAAAGCUGGAUUGACAUGGGGAAAAACACCUUUUCCCCUCUAGUUUUGAGAGACUUCCUCUUAGUUCCUGGGAGGAGGGAUCCCUUGAUGUUGAUACACAUUAGCCACCUUGGCACAAACACCUUGUGGAGUGGAAAAACUCAAAUUUGUUUUUAUGUCCUCUUCUCUCUCUCCACCUUAAGCAUAGACUUGACUCCCUUAAAUCCAGAGACCUGUUGGGAUCUGACCCAGAAAAAUUGGUUACCAGUAUGUCAGGCAAUCCGGACUUGAUAGUGUCACCAUUGAGAUGGCAUCCCUCAAAAGAGCAGCAGUUCCAUUUUUAGAUUGUGGAUCUACAGAUUGAUAAUUCUGCCAUUUUCAUUUCAUUUCCUGAAAGUCAGGGUCGGCUUGUGAAAAGUUGUUAAACAACAAUGCUUAAUGUGAAAUGUCAGCCCUCACUCUAAACUUUACCUGUUCAGAGCAUCAAAUGAAGACUUCAUUGGGUUUUUAUAGUGGCUUUCUGAUUUUGGUAGUCCAUUGAAGAAGGGAGUGUGAAAGUUGUUGUAUACUGUUAACGAUUGUCUGCCCAUGUCCUGCCUGAAAUACCAUGGUUGUUUAUGAAAAGUAUCUUUAAUAAAGCUGGAUACAGUUUGGCUUGGAA